Messenger RNA from Radiomyces spectabilis, 1527 nucleotides. Its product is annotated as RIO1 family-domain-containing protein. Gene Ontology annotation, molecular function: ATP binding; protein serine/threonine kinase activity. Gene Ontology annotation, biological process: maturation of SSU-rRNA; protein phosphorylation. Gene Ontology annotation, cellular component: preribosome, small subunit precursor; nucleus; cytosol. NCBI's taxonomy places the organism in Eukaryota, Fungi, Mucoromycota, Mucoromycetes, Mucorales, Radiomycetaceae. The transcript is spliced from 9 exons. Bases 1 to 1527 code for a protein of 508 amino acids. The record is from RefSeq and is a predicted model, not a curated record.
AUGAAGUUGGAUGCGAAAGCUCUUCGAUACAUGUCCUCGGAGGAGUUUCGAGUAUUGACUGCGGUGGAAAUGGGAUCGAAAAAUCACGAAGUUGUACCGACCUCGUUGAUUGCUCAGAUUGCUCAGUUACGCCAUGGUGGAAGUCAUAAAAUUGUGGGCGAUCUUGCCAAACGGAAAUUGAUUGCGAGAGUCCAAAAUAUGAGCUAUGACGGUUAUCGUUUAACUUAUGGUGGUUACGAUUACCUUGCAUUAAAGACAUUUGCCAAACGAGGCUCUGUCUAUUCCGUUGGCAAUCAGAUCGGUGUUGGUAAAGAAUCAGAUAUUUACUUGGUGGCGAACGAGGACGAACAGCAGUAUGUGCUGAAAUUGCAACGUUUGGGUCGUGUGUCUUUCCGAACGAUUAAAUCAAAGCGUGAUUACUUGCAAAAGCGAAAGUCGGCUUCAUGGAUGUACAUGUCACGAUUGGCCGCCAUGAAGGAAUUCGCUUUUAUGAAAGUCCUUUACGAAAACGGAUUUCCUGUACCAGAGCCCAUCGAUAUUAGCCGACAUUGUGUCGUCAUGGAGUUGAUCGAUGCCUUUCCUCUUCGACAGGUGGAGGAAGUGGCCAAUCCCGGAAAACUGUAUUCCGAAUUAAUGAAUUUGAUCAUCAAGUUGGCGGACUAUGGUCUUAUUCACGGCGAUUUCAACGAGUUCAAUUUGCUCAUUAAAAGCGAUGGCACCCCUAUUUUGAUUGAUUUCCCCCAAAUGGUGUCUACUUCGCACAUUAACGCUGAAUAUUACUUCAAUCGUGACGUCGAAUGUAUUCGCACAUUUUUCCGUCGUCGGUUCGGUUACGAGAGCGCAUUGUAUCCCAAGUUCAAGCUGGAUGUGAAUCGAGAAUUUAGCUUGGAUGUCCAAGUGGCCGCCAGUGGUUUCAGCAAGAAGAUGCAGGAUGAACUGGAAACGUAUCAAGAAGAAUUGAAACAAGGAGAAGACGAUGGAGAAGAAGAAGAAGAAGAGGAGGAGGACGAUGAUACGGAUUACGACGAAGACGAGGCAUCGCAUGUCAAUAAUGGCCACGUUGACAAAAAGUCAUCGCCAACAGAGAUACCCGCUCCUCUGAGCGAAGAAGACAAACUUCAGAUCAAGCUUCAGAAUAUGCGUCUUGGCAAUACCGAGCCUGUAGAGGAAGAGGAAAGUGAAGAGGAAGAAACAGAGGAGGACCGUGAUUACUCCGAAGAGGAAGAAGAUGAAGCGGAAGGGCAUGAUCGCGGUUCAUUUGAUGACGAUGGAGAACCGGUUCGUCUGAACAACCGCGAAUAUCAGGCACACCGAGACACGGAAUCGAAACCGCGCAAGAAGACGACGGGAACGGCAUUGACGGAGGACGCUAUCAAGGACCGUGUGUCUCGAUCGUUGCGCAGCCAGGCCAAUCGACAAAACUAUAGACAACACGUACGAAGGAACCAAGUGAAAGGCAAAGAGAAGCGAAAAAAUAGAGAUAUUGUGAAAUCUGCCAAAGGCGGCAAUGGCGGUAUUUUUGAUUAA